This is a messenger RNA of Vespa crabro (European hornet), 509 nucleotides long. It is a transcript of the gene Sem1, whose product is annotated as 26S proteasome complex subunit SEM1. Bases 118 to 351 code for a protein of 77 amino acids. Gene Ontology annotation, cellular component: proteasome complex; proteasome regulatory particle, lid subcomplex. Lineage: Eukaryota; Metazoa; Arthropoda; Insecta; Hymenoptera; Vespidae. The transcript has 4 exons. The record is from RefSeq and is a predicted model, not a curated record. Gene Ontology annotation, biological process: mRNA export from nucleus; proteasome assembly; double-strand break repair via homologous recombination.
AUGAAUGAUGGAAAUAGAAACUGUGGCCGUAUGGAGAGGGUAUCCCCACCAUAAAGAAUUUAUAACAGCAGAUGUAUAACUGUGAUUCGUAUAAUUUGUAUAAGUAAAUUCUUUAACAUGACUGACGGUAAAAACGAUAAAAUCAAAGUAGAUCUGGGAUUACUUGAAGAAGAUGAUGAAUUCGAAGAAUUCCCAGCAGAAGAUUGGACGGCAAAAGAUGAAGAUAAUGAAGAUAUUAGUGUAUGGGAAGAUAAUUGGGAUGAUGACGAUGUUGAAGACGAUUUUAAUCAACAAUUAAGAGCACAACUAGAAAAACAGAAAGGUCAAGGUGAACCAACAAAAGAAGAUUAAAUGGUCUGCAACAUUUAAUAGAAAUCAAUAAUUGUGACAUCAAGACAUCUAACAUUUGCAUAUUUAAAUCCAGAUUAAUCUUUUUUAUUUCAUAUGAAGUAAGUAAAUAUUUUAGAAUCUUCUGUGUAUCUUCCUCUCCAAAAAUAAGUUUCAUAUCA